Messenger RNA from Fraxinus pennsylvanica, 1572 nucleotides. The record is from the annotation of a GenBank genome assembly. Lineage: Eukaryota; Viridiplantae; Streptophyta; Magnoliopsida; Lamiales; Oleaceae.
AUGGCGUCUGAGUACAGUUUUCUACUUGUUCCAUCAACUGGUUAUUCCUCAACCGGAUUGAGCUUUGAGGCUUUGAUGUGUUUUCUUGUGUUUCUUGCUCUGUUUUCCUUCUGGCUGACCCCUGGUGGACUUGCAUGGGCGAUUUCGAAGGUCCGAGCUCGAGCCAGAGCCGCCAUUCCGGGCCCCUCUGGUCUGCCGGUUCUGGGAUUGGUUUUCGCCUUCACUGGCUCUCUUACUCAUCGAGUUCUGUCGAAGAUUGCUCUGAGGUUUAAGGCUACUCGUUUAAUGGCUUUCUCUGUUGGGUUCACACGUUUCAUCAUCUCAAGCCAUACUGAGACAGCCAAGGAGAUUUUGAACAGUUCUGCUUUUGCUGAUAGGCCUGUUAAAGAGUCUGCCUAUGAGCUUCUGUUCCACAGAGCAAUGGGUUUUGCUCCAUAUGGAAUGUACUGGAGAAAUUUGAGGAGAAUUUCAGCUACCCAUUUGUUUUGUCCCAAAAGAAUAGCCUGUUUUGGUAACAUCAGGAAUGAAAUCGGCCUCAAAAUGGUGAACCAAAUCGAGCUUUCCAUGGAGAAAAAUAACCAUGUCGAGGUGAAAAAGACUCUUCAUUUUGGGUCCUUAAACAAUGUGAUGAUGACUGUUUUUGGAAAGUGCUAUGAAUUCAACGCUGAAAAUGAUCAAGAUGGAGCCUUGCUCGAGAGUUUAGUGACUGAAGGCUAUGAAUUGCUUGGGAAAUUCAACUGGACUGAUCAUUUUCCUAUUCUUGGCUGGCUUGAUUUGCAAGGACUGAGAAAAAGAUGCAGAAAUUUAGUAGCUAAAGUUAACAUCUUUGUAGAGAAUAUCAUUGAAGAACACAGAUUGAAGAGGACAGAAAAUAGAAGUUUAGCAGAUUCCGAUGAUUUUGUUCACGUUUUGCUUGAUUUGGAGAAGGAAAACAUGCUGUCUGAUUCAGACAUGGUUGCUGUUCUUUGGGAAAUGAUUUUCAGAGGGACUGAUACUGUGGCCAUUCUUUUGGAAUGGAUACUGGCUAGAAUGGUUCUUCAUCCUGAUAUUCAAGCCAGGGCUCAAUUUGAACUUGAUACUAUUGUUGGGACUAAUAGAACAGUGACUGAUUCUGAUCUCCCUAAACUGCCCUAUCUUCUAGCUAUUGUGAAGGAAACCCUCAGGGUGCACCCUCCUGGUCCCCUCCUCUCGUGGGCCCGUCUUGCAAUUCACGAUACUUAUGUAGGACACCACUUCAUCCCAGCUGGCACUACGGCCAUGGUUAAUAUGUGGGCCAUAACGCACGACCAAAAGGUCUGGUCCGAGCCAAAUGCUUUUCGCCCCCAAAGAUUUCUUGAUGAGGAUUUUUCCAUCAUGGGGACUGAUCUUAGGUUGGCACCUUUUGGUUCCGGGAGGAGGGUUUGCCCCGGUAAGACGAUGGGCCUUUCUACUGUCCAUCUCUGGCUAGCACAAUUGCUUCAGAAGUUCCAGUGGGUGGCUUCGGAUAAUGGAGUCGACUUAGCCGAAUGCCUCAACUUGUCAUUGGAAAUGAAGCAGCCAUUGGUGUGCAAAGCUAUUCCUAGGAUUUCUUGA